Messenger RNA from Nannospalax galili (Upper Galilee mountains blind mole rat), 1702 nucleotides. RefSeq names its product thioesterase superfamily member 4 (gene Them4). The coding region runs from base 131 to 823 and encodes 230 amino acids. The record is from RefSeq and is a predicted model, not a curated record. The transcript is spliced from 6 exons. Lineage: Eukaryota; Metazoa; Chordata; Mammalia; Rodentia; Spalacidae.
CCCGCCCGCCCUCUAGGCUCCGCCCUUCACCCGCCUCCACAGUUAAGAGCGCGCGGAGCUGGGUCUCUGGAAAGCUGCCGCCUUUCCGGAUGUCAGGUCUUAAUCUACGUCUUGUCGCCGGCCCAGAGUCAUGCUGAGGAGCUGCGCCGCGCGCCUGCGCACUUGCGGGGCUCGGCCUGCUAAUCCCGGAGCAGCGUGGAGAUUAUUUUCUUCUGAGAAAGUGGUUCAUAAGGACUAUGCUCUCCCCAACCCCAGCUGGAGCAAGGACCUAAGACUCCGCUUUGACCAGUUCAUGAAGAAAUGUGAAGAUGGCUCCUGGAAACGUAUACCUUCACAUAGGCAAAACACUUCUCCACUCCUUCAAGACUUCCAAAACCGUUUUCUUGACCCCAAGUUUAUGAAAGAAGAAAAAAUGUCAAAAGCCCAGAAAUUCACCAGAAGCUUUGAGGUUGGCCUGGGCUUUGAAUAUGUGAUGUUUUUUAAUGGUGCUGAGAAAAGGGUAGUUUGCUUUUUUCAAGGAGGUCCUCACCUGCAAGGACUACCUGGAUUUGUUCAUGGAGGUGCCAUUGCAACCAUCAUUGACAUCACUACUGGUGCUUGUGUAAAUAUUUCUGAAGGAAUCGCCAUGACUGCCAAUCUCAACAUAAAUUACAAAAGACCUAUCCCCCUUUGUUCUGUUGUUGUGCUAAAUAGCCAACUUCACAAAAUUGAAGGAAGGAAACAUUUUGUUUCCUGUACUGUUCAGAGUAAUGAUGAGAAGACUUUGCACGCAGAGGCAGCAGCCUUAUUUAUAAAGCUGGAUCCUGAUAAACGUUUGACAUAAAAGAGCUUCUGGUGACUCCACUGUUCUGCAUGAGGCUCUCCGUCCUCCAGAAGCAGCACCUGCCUCCACUCCUGCUGUCACAGCUGCUCAACCCCCAGGGUUACACUGACCUGCUUACACUGACCAUCAGAACAGCCUUUGAAAUACACAACUUCCAAACUUUUAGCAAGAAACACUCCCUGGGAGACUGUCAGCAAAUGUGUGGCUCUGAAAUUGGAACAGACUCCUUAAAGUUACAUCAACUCAACAUCUAUCCCACUGCAGACUGGAGAAAAAAGAUUAUAUUGAAACCUUUACUGCAAACCUGGAAAUUUGAGAAAGCCAAAUGCAGGAAUAAAUAUGUGGGGUUGUGUAGGUGGAGUGCACAUGUGCAUAAGCACUCCACUGUGUGUUACAAACCUAGAUUUGUUGUAUCUGAACAAACAAAUCUUUCUUGUCAUAGUAGGAACCACAUUCAUUCAUAUGGGAAUGGAUACUGAAGAUCUGUUGUCUGGGGUCCUAGAGAUUAAUCCACUAUAUCAUUUUUAACUUGGCCUUUGCUAUUGUGUCUUAAAACAGGAUAGUUUGUCAUUACUGGAAGGAGACUGUUUAUUUCCUAGCUAUGUAAUAAAGUACAACAAACUAGAUGACUUAAACCAACAAAAACUUAGUUUCACAGUCCUGGAGGCCAGAAAUCUAAAGCUAAAGUGUUAACAAAGCCUUGUUCCUUCUAAGCUUCUAGACAAGAACUCUUUCAUACAUCUCUCCUGGCUUCUCCCAAGGAAACCUCAGGCAUUCCUUGGUUUGUAAAUGCAGCAGGAUUCUCCCAUUGUAUCUUCACAGUAUUCUCUUUGCUGUUUCUGUGUCCAAAUUCCCCUUGGUAAAGAUUUAUUUAUUUUA